Porites evermanni is the source of this 3913-nucleotide messenger RNA. The record is from the annotation of a GenBank genome assembly. Lineage: Eukaryota; Metazoa; Cnidaria; Anthozoa; Scleractinia; Poritidae.
UCAGCGAUAAAUGCAGCAGCAUUUCAUCCUGAUGGUCGUUCCAUUGCCUUAGGGUUCAAGAAAGGCGGGUAGGUACCUCAUUUAGGAGAGCUUAUUGCAGAAAGAAACUUGCUCUAAAUCAUAACAGGCUAAAGCAAAGGGUCAUGGGAAGGAAACGCGUCUUUGCACCUCCCAGGGCGACUUGUGCGCUUCGAGAAUUCGCUCCCAAGCUUGCCCUUUGAUUGGCUGAAACCUUCUAAAACGCACCCAAGUGCAGGGCAGUGUUGCACUGUAUUGUGUUGUAUUUUAUGGUUAGUUGAUAAAUAAAUCGUAGACAGCAAUUUCGGACGAAGUCUCCAAGCGAGUCCUUUGUAAAAGCAUACGAUCUUCUGCGUUAAGGGCUUCCGUCCAGUCGUACCCACCUACCCUUCCCGUAACAAUAACCUAACCCAACGUUCACACUAACUUCUCACUUAGGGCAAAAUUUUGGAUUAGGGGAGGGGUAGGUGGGUAGUUUCCGGUGUGGACAUGCAUAGACUGCUCAAAUAUGCCCCCCUCUCUCUGUUCAGCCCCGCCACUCAAACGUGCUUGAAAUGAAUAUGCUCCCAGGGGAUAUAAUAGUGGAUUUACGGUAUUUAAAAAUUCUCUGUGACUUAAGCCCGGAAUAGCGGAAUAACCGCCGCCCUGCUGUACUCAAAUUUCUUAUUUUCCCUUUACAGAUGGAUGUUGUUAAACUCAUCAACUGGAGAUGUCAUUCUCGUACGAAAAACUGAGCCUCCAGAGAAAGUAUCAGAAAUUCAAUUCUCACCAGGUAAACACCUGCAAACAUGCCAACAAAAGGAACAGUGUUUCUCUUUUAUGCUUUUGUUGAUAUGCUUGUUUUUGUCAUUUGUUUAUUAGCUUAAGGCCAUUGAUAGAAACUACUCUUACGUUUCAGAUGGAACUCAUAUCGCUUUGGGCUGCCAUGAUAACGAUAUUUACGUUUAUGAAUUGCAAAACGAUGGGAAGUCGGUCUCGCUUAAAGCACGUUGUAAGGUAAGAAAGAAUAAUAUAAUGAUACUAGCAAACUGAUACUACCGUAUUUAUUCGAAUAAGCGCUCAUCUUAGAGGCAGAAAAAGUUAAUAAGCGCCCAGCCUCGAAUAAGCGCCCACCCCUCCUCCUCCCAAUCAAACUCAAAUAAGCGCUCACCCCCACCCCACCCACUUGAGUGAAUAAAUUCCAAUAAGAGACUUCCCCGAGGACGGAGUUUUCUUCAGAGUAUUUUACAGAAACAUUGCUUUGUUACUUCUUCGAGUUUUGUCAUUAGCAUUUAUUGUUUUGUUGCAAAAUAAACAUACUUCACGUACUGAAAAUAGUGAAAAUUUAAUAAGCGCCCAGCCUCGUAUAAGCGCCCACCUCGAAUAAGCGCCCAGUUUCAAGGUCCAAAAAUUUAAUAAGCGCCCAGGGCGGUUAAUCGAAUAAAUACAGUAUAUACAGUGUGGAGCUUGAACGAUUUCAGCUCUUUGAUAUGAUAACAACAAAUCUGGGAGAGCUUGCCAUGCUGCAGGGAUAAAGCACCGCGGACACCAUCGGGAACGCAUGACAUCAGCUAGCCCUUUAUCGUUUGUGGUGUUGUUCCUCAAAAGGUUUUAUUUUUAGAAGAAUAGAACAAUUCAAAAGAUUCUUUUAUGAGAGCAGCCUGGCAGGGGAAACGAAGGACGCUUAUAUUAAGUCAGUUUUGGCCGCCAAACCAGUCACUCUGAAAGUAAAAUAGGCUUUUCGCUAAAACCCAUCAAUGCCGUGCGUAGCUUUUACGAUUAGACUGGCCUGGCCGUUCAGUUCUGACUUAUGGUAAGCACCCUUAGUCUCCCGGAGACUUCUUGCAGAUUGUUCUUAUUUUUUCACUUUUGUUGAUAUUUUUCUGCAGGCCCACAGCAGUUCUGUGACUCACUUAGACUGGUCAAAGGAUGGAGAAAAACUUCAGAGUACUUCUACAGAUUACGAAUUACUGUUCUGUGAGUCCAUAAUUUUAAAGCUUAUUCUGGCUCUUUACUACCUUCAUAUUGCGCUGCCCGCCAAGUUUAUCUUGGCUCGACUUUAUGAAUAAUGAAAUAUAUUUCAUAUUUUCAUAUGAGGGUUAGGAGGGUGGAAGGCCUUACUGAAACAAUGAAAGCUUUGUUACUUCUAAGUCUGUGGACUUUUCAUCCAAUGGAAUCUAAGUUUUUCCUUAACAUGUUUAGUAAACCUCCUAUCGACACCGCUACGUCGAAAGAUAAUGGUCGCUGCUGACAGUUCGGUUAAAAAAUGAGCGGGCUUUUCGUAGAGGAGAGCUGCGAAAUUUUGAGGACAUAUUUCAGUAACCUGGGAAUCAGAUGUUUUCCAAGGGGAAAAGGAAGAAAGAGAGAAACAGGAAGAAAGUUGAAGGAUUGCUAAGAAAUGAGCUUUUUUAGAAAUCAGCUUUUCUUCGCCCUUCUUCGUUUAGGAAGGGAAGGCCUGAUAUUCAGGUUAUUACGUCACUUCCGCUGUUCGAACAAACCUCUACCAUUAACUUAUGAGGUGUGCAUUACAUCCCCAGGGGACCCCUACCUGGGAGAACAGAUAACCCAGGCCUCGAGCUUGCGUAACACAGAGUGGGCCACACACAACUGUGUGCUAGGUUACCCAGUGAUUGGUAAGUAGCAAUUCAAUAUUAGUCCUAUGUUGUCAAUACCCUAGUUCCGUGAUGGAACAAAUAUUGGCUGUGUUUAUCAAUGCUACGGCGAAGUUCCGAUUUCAGUGCUGAUACUUGUCCCAUAAGAUGUGCAGUCAACACUCUUUAAGGCGGACACCGGCACCAGGUGCCGUAGGUUUACAUGGUCAACACAAAACGAUUUGUCUUGACGCUGUUGCGUAAGCUAACGGCUUUCACUGGUUACGAAUCAGUGAUGGCGCCCUCUGAUUUCAUAGUGAUAUGUGAAUGAUUAAGCUUAAAAUGAUGAACAUGAUUGGUAAAGGCCUAGUAGCGUCAUUAUAACGGAUCAAAGCCAAUUGGUGCUGAAAAUAGCAAACAAUAACUAGAUUGACUUGAUGCCAUAAUUGUAAGUAGCUUUUCUUUUAGGUAAUAGUAAUCUUGUUAUCACUUGAUCCAGAGGAAAAGUCUUUAAUUGAUCUUCCCUGAUGGAUCAUUCACGACGUAAAGCUGAUCUCCAAUUGCAAGUUUUGCUAAGCCAUUUAUUUUUUUUUAUUACUACAUGUACUAUUUCCUUGAAGGGAUCUGGCCAGACGGAGCGGAUGGUACAGAUGUCAACUCAGUAAGUCGUUCCAACGGAAAGCAAUUACUUGCUACGGGUGACGACUUUGGUAACGUCAAUCUGUUCAGAUAUCCCUGUGUUAGUGACAAGGUAUGUACUCUGAUUUUCUUAAACUUUCCUUUUCUGUCCCUUGGGUAGUGUGUACACGAUUGUUUAAUUCACCAUGUAUCAUUCUAAAAGGCAGUGGAAGAGCCUUUAGUGUACCUAUCAGCCAGUCUAUUCUCCAGUGACGCGCAAAGAAGAUACGAUGUUUCUUCCUUUUCGCCUCUUCUUCACGCGAAUGAUCAUCCUUUUUCACUCCCUACCCUACCCUCCCCUUUCUCCCUCCCAGUAACCCCUGAUUAAUUUCAGCCCCACAUAACAAACUUCACCUGUAAAUGUAGCCCACGAGUAAACUUUCUCUCGAGUGCCCGUUGGCUAAAACCAAAAAACAGUACCUCUACUGUUAAGACUCGAGUGACCAUCAGAAACUUUUACGUCUCUCUUUUUGCUGUUAUUUAUUUAUUUAUUUAUUUAUUUUACGUUUUAGGCGGAGCCAAGGGUCGCCAAAGGGCACAGUGCGCAUGUCAUGUGUGUGCGAUUUCUAUUUGACGACACCCGACUUAUCAGCGUAGGUGGUCGAGACGCGAGUAUUUUGCAAUGGAAAGUCACUAAGUCUACUUAA